AUGUCCAGCACCUCCAGCUCCAAUCAGCCUGACCCAUUUGGGUUUAACUCUGAGUGCAAUUCUGGCAGCGAUACCCAACUCAUGACCGACACCUUCUCCAACAUCAUUAAUUCAACAUAUACGUUUCGUUGCUGCCUGGAUGGUUUUGGAUGUAUCGACCAAUCGGGGUCCCCCUUUCAUGCUUGUGGAGAAAAUAUCGUGGUUGACUCACAUAACCUUGGCAAUUAUCCCACUCUGACAUUGUGCAUUGGAGGAACUUUUGAGCAGCAUGCUUGUGCAGCGGAUGGAUGUCAAGCAAUCAGCAGGUCGGCAGUAAUCAGCAAACCAUGUCCCCCGCAGCUUGUGGACUAUAUGAAAGUCCAGCCGAUGGGUUCUCAAUUCGCUUGCUGCGACUCGUCGUCAUGCGUUCUUGGAAACGAUUAUUCCUGUGCAUCAUCACGGUCUUUGCAGAUUUGCAUUGGAGACGGAAUUGGUACUGAAUGCAUCAAUCCAGCAGACCUUGCGAUCUGCUCUGGAAACUUCUCUUCAGCAUCUACCGCUGGUGCUGGUGGAGCUUCUACCUCUGGGUCAAAUCCACAAAUCCCACCACCUUCAUCUCCAAUGAAUUCUUCGCCGGCUGCGUCAUCUCCGACUUCUUCACACUCGGGACUUGGUCCAAGUGAUAUAGCAACAAUUGUAGGAUCAACUCUUGGUGUGUUUACAUCGGUAAUUGGAGCUUGGUUAGGGUACAGGGAAAUAAAAAAGAGGAAGCUAUUACGUAGGAGUGGAUUAGAGGAUGAAAAAAAAGAUGGCACCCCAGUUCCAGCCCGAGAGGAAUCUUCGGCGUAG
This is a messenger RNA of Psilocybe cubensis, 828 nucleotides long. RefSeq lists its product as uncharacterized. The transcript has a single exon. The coding region runs from base 1 to 828 and encodes 275 amino acids. The record is from RefSeq and is a predicted model, not a curated record. Lineage: Eukaryota; Fungi; Basidiomycota; Agaricomycetes; Agaricales; Agrocybaceae.